Molecule: messenger RNA, 1896 nt
Organism: Morone saxatilis (striped sea-bass)
Lineage: Eukaryota; Metazoa; Chordata; Actinopteri; Moronidae
Gene: spata4
Product: spermatogenesis associated 4
Exons: 6
Coding region: 248-1033 (261 amino acids)
Biological process (GO): regulation of cytoskeleton organization
Cellular component (GO): axoneme
Molecular function (GO): microtubule binding
Source: RefSeq, a predicted model, not a curated record
GUGUGAUCGUGGUGCUGUGGUGGUGUGUGUGUGUGUGUGUGUUGCCAAAGAAGUCAAAGAAGUCUCUAAUGUCGUUGCCAUGGAGAUACAAACAAAAGAGGAAAAGUCCAGCGCGUUAGUUAACGUUACCUUGGAUAAAAUGCGGGUUAAUUGGGGUUUAGUGUGAUUAGCUACACGGACUGCCUUGUUUUAUAGUUAACAGUAAAAUAUAUUACUGGUUUGGGGCUUUCCUCAGACUCAGAGCAGCAUGUUUUAUGCACAGUCUCCCAAAAAGACGGGCCUGCCAAGAGAGGUUGUGAAAUGGCUGCAAGCCCUCGACUUAUCAAUGUAUCCGAAGAAUGUGUGCAGAGAUUUUUCCAGCGGUUACCUUGUGGCAGAGAUAUUUUCUCGUUAUUACCCCCAAGACUUUUCAGUGCAUUCAUAUGACAAAGGAACAUCACUUUCUGCUAAACAGAGGAACUGGAGCCAGAUCGAGAGGUCUUUACAGAGGCAGAAUCUGCACUUGAUGAAAGAGGUGAUUGACGGAGCCAUCCACUGUAAGCCAGGAGCGGCUGAGCUGUUGGUGCAGGAGGUUUAUACUCUUUUAACUAACAGGAGGAUCAGAGAUGUGCAGGGCCCAGAGUGGGACUUCACUGACCAAGAGUACCAGGAGCUUCUCCCCACACUGGCUCGCUCCACGGCCUCCAAGGCCAUCAAGAACAACCUGCGGAUAACGGAGCUCAUGGCUGAGCCUGACAUCAGCACAAACCAGAGGAAGGCAGAGGUCAUCCUGCACAGGCACCUGGAGCACAAGGCUAUAGAGAGGGUUCUCAACCCUGGACGUUUUACAGUGAGACGUGAAAAGCCUAAUCUGGGUCAGCUGGCAGCCAAAAAUCUUGUUCUAUCCAGUCGCGGUGAUGAGUGCUUUGACAGCCCUUCAUCUAAAGAUCCUACAUCAAAGUUGUGCUCCUCGUCAACAUGGAGCGGAGCUGCUGUUUCCUUUAAGGAGAUAAAGGUGCACCAGCCCGUCAGACGCUCCCUGGUUAGCUGCUGAAGGAACUGAAUGGAGAUCUGUGCUCUCUUACUGUAUUGUGUGUGUCAUUUGAUAUAUUGUGAUAUAUUUUAUUUUUCAAAAUUACUCAAAGCAUAGCCUUUUUUCAACUAUUAUGCUACAUGGGAGUAUAAUUUGUUUUGAAAGACAGAUGAUGUAACUGUUUGUUAUGGCUUUGGUAAUGUCACAGGGCCUCAUGUACCAUCAUGUUUGGGCUAUGCCUGUUUGUACCAGUAGGUGGCAGCAUUGAGUCAUGAGCAGAGCAGUCCUUGAUGUGUAAAGAGACCAAAAGCCAUUGCUGUAGCUAUACCAUUCACAAAAAGAGGAAAUAAAUCGAAAAUAAUUCACAGGCUUUCCUGUUUGUGUUCACUGCUCUGAGUACUUAAAUGCUGUGUAGAGUUAUUUAGCCCAUUACUGAAUAUGCCUCUUCCAUCCUGUUUCACCACUUUUUCUCAAUCUGCUUUCUAAGAUGCAAAUGCUGGUAAAUGUAGGUUUCAGCCCAUUACAUUCACUGUAGGAGGUCCCACUUUAGGUAACUAAUGCCAAUAACAGAUUUAUAAACUGGCUUGCUAGAUUUGGGGGAAUAACCAGUCACUAUGACACGUGGACAUGAAAGCUUCGUCUUGUUUCUCAUUUAAUCAGUGGUCCAAAAUUUUCUAGCCCUUAGUUGAAUACAUUUCUAACUGGCCUUGAUUUUCAAAAGAGAUGGUCAAAGGCAAAUAUGUUAACAAAACCUUGCCCAUGAUAAUAAGAAUUAAAGGUAACAUUUAGGAGGAUCUAUUGGGAGAAAUGGAAUAUAACACUCAUAGGUAUGUUUGUAUAUAAUCACCUGAAAAUAGGAAACAUUGUUUUUACGUUACUUUAGA